ACGUAACAGGAAGUAGGUGCAGGGAAUGUGACUUGCGCAUACGAGGGCCUGUCAUAGAGUGCGGGUUAUAUGUCUUACGUUCGGCUGUGAGUUGCUGGGAAGUCAGUAGAGGUUGCAGACUAUGGCGCUGGUCUAUGAGCACUUGAAGCUACAUACAACACCUGAGAAGUUUUUUGUGGAAGCCUGUGACGAUGGCACGGAUGAUGUUCUUGCCAUUGACAGAGUGUCUUCAGAAGUCGCUCUUACAGCGAAGAAGGAUAUCCCACCGUCAGCUAUUACAAGACCGAUAUGUGGAAUCUUGGGUACAAUAAGAUUAGUUGCAGGAAUGUAUCUGAUUGUGAUUACCCGUAAGAAGAAAGUGGGUGAUCUUCUUAACCAUUCCAUCUGGAAGGCAACUGAUUUUGAUAUAAUCUCCUAUAAAAAGACAAUUUUACAUUUAACUGAUACUCAGUUACAGGAUAAUAAAGCGUUCCUUUCCAUGAUCAACCAUGUUCUCAGUGUUGAUGGAUUUUACUUCUCCACCUCAUAUGAUCUUACCCAUACUCUGCAAAGACUUUCCAACACAAGUCCAGAAUUUCAAGAAAUGAGCCUUCUGGAAAGGGCAGAUCAGAGAUUUGUUUGGAAUGGCCAUUUACUGCGAGAAUUUUCUGCUCAACCCGAGAUUCAUAAAUUUGCAGUUCCAGUCAUUCAUGGAUUCAUUGCGAUACAUUCCUGUUCUAUUAAUGGAAAAUACUUUGAUUGGAUUCUCAUCUCUAGAAGAAGUUGUUUUCGAGCUGGAGUAAGAUAUUAUGUUAGAGGUAUUGAUUCUGAAGGACAUGCAGCAAAUUUUGUUGAGACAGAGCAAAUUGUGUACUGCAAUGGAGGAAAAGCUUCGUUUGUUCAAACUCGUGGAUCAAUUCCAUUUUUCUGGUCACAGAGACCAAACUUGAAAUACAAACCAAAGCCUCAGAUCAACAAAGCUGUAAACCAUACAGAUGGAUUUCAGCGACAUUUUGACUUGCAGAUAAUUAGCUACGGCAAGCAAGUUAUAAUUAACUUGGUUAACCAGAAAGGAUCAGAAAAACCACUUGAACAAACAUUUUCACAGAUGGUAAAUGGCCUUGGAAAUGGAAUGGUUAGGUAUUUUGCUUUUGACUUCCACAAAGAAUGCAGCCGGAUGCGCUGGGACCGGUUACAGAUUUUGGUAGAUCAGCUGGCUGAAAUUCAGGAUGAAUUUGGCUAUUUCUUGGUGGACUCUGAAGGGAAAGUGUUAAUGUCCCAAGAUGGAAUUUUCCGAAGUAACUGUAUGGAUUGUUUAGAUCGCACAAAUGUUAUUCAGAGCCUACUGGCACAUCGCUCUCUUCAGGCUCAGUUACAGAGACUUGGGGUCCUCCAUAUUGGGCAGAGGAUUGAAGAGCAAGUACAGUUUGAAAAAAUUUAUAAAAAUGCCUGGGCCGAUAAUGCAAAUGCUUGUGCAAAGCAGUAUGCAGGAACAGGAGCUCUGAAGACAGACUUUACAAGAACUGGCAAACGGACACAGUGGGGACUUAUAAUGGAUGGCUGGAACUCUCUCAUACGAUAUUACAAGAACAAUUUUUCUGAUGGCUUUAGACAGGAUUCAAUUGAUUUGUUUCUUGGGAAUUAUUCAGUUGAAGAAGUCUAUACUACAAGUCCUUUACAAAUUCAGAAAGAUUGGAAAUUUUUAGCAUUGCCAAUAAUCAUGGUGGUUGCAUUUUCCAUGUGCAUUAUCUGUCUACUCAUGGCUGGUGACACAUGGACUGAGACUCUGGCCUAUGUCUUGUUUUGGGGUACUGCUAGUAUUGGAACAGCCACUUUUAUCCUCUACAAUGGCAAAGACUUUGUUGAUGCUCCAAAACUAGUGCAAAAGGAGAAGAUGGACUGAAUUUGUAAUUGUUCAAAGCAUCUUGGCAGUGAUUCUUCCACAAGCCAUAUAUGGAGUCUUUACUAAUCUGUUUUCAAUCAUUUUGUUGAUCUUCCUAAUUUUGACUCUUCAAACCCAUCAUUAGCAAUGAAUUUUGAUGCCAUGGGUGCAGUAGUAGUAUACUGCGUGACAUGGAGCACAACAUACUGUACUCUAAAAAAAAGUCUGCUUAUUUUCUGUUGAUUUGCAGCGUCCUUCUUACUACUGCUAUUACAGGAGAUGAGACUUUAUCUCCUAAGCAUUUUAAAGUCAAUAAUUAUACAAUAAAGACUUUAAUUUAUUGCGUUCCAUGCCUUACAAUUGUCUAUAAAUCGCAGUUUUCUUCUUUAUUUUUUUUUAUUGAGUAGUUGAAGAUGACAAGCCAGAUACAUACAUACAAA
Messenger RNA from Bufo gargarizans (Asiatic toad), 2301 nucleotides. RefSeq names its product SAC1 like phosphatidylinositide phosphatase (gene SACM1L). Bases 122 to 1882 code for a protein of 586 amino acids. Gene Ontology annotation, biological process: phosphatidylinositol dephosphorylation. The transcript is spliced from 20 exons. The record is from RefSeq and is a predicted model, not a curated record. Lineage: Eukaryota; Metazoa; Chordata; Amphibia; Anura; Bufonidae. Gene Ontology annotation, molecular function: phosphatidylinositol-4-phosphate phosphatase activity. Gene Ontology annotation, cellular component: endoplasmic reticulum.